This is a messenger RNA of Gastrolobium bilobum, 699 nucleotides long. RefSeq names its product profilin-4-like. The transcript is spliced from 3 exons. Lineage: Eukaryota; Viridiplantae; Streptophyta; Magnoliopsida; Fabales; Fabaceae. Bases 34 to 435 code for a protein of 133 amino acids. Gene Ontology annotation, molecular function: actin monomer binding. The record is from RefSeq and is a predicted model, not a curated record. Gene Ontology annotation, cellular component: cell cortex.
UUGAGGAGAGGAAUCCAAUUAAUUCAAGUGAAGAUGUCGUGGCAAACCUACGUGGAUGACCACCUCAUGUGCGAUAUCGACGGCCAGGGCCACACCCUCGCCGCCGCCGCUAUCAUCGGCCACGACGGCAGCGUUUGGGCCGAGAGCUCCAACUUCCCUCAGUUUAAGGGUCAAGAAAUUGAAGGUAUUAUGAAAGAUUUUGAUGAACCAGGAACCCUUGCCCCAACGGGGUUAUACCUUGGUGGUACCAAGUACAUGGUCAUCCAAGGAGAAUCUGGAGCUGUUAUCCGCGGCAAGAAGGGUGCAGGGGGGAUCACUAUUAAGAAAACAAAUCAAGCUUUGGUUAUUGGUAUCUAUGAGGAACCUGUGGCCCCAGGACAGUGUAACAUGAUUGUUGAGACGUUGGGAGAUUAUUUGAUUGACCAGGGCUUGUAGAUCUUAUCUCAGUUUUUUUUUUAUUAUUAUUACAGUUUCGGGCUUGCAUCUUCUUUGAAAUGGCACUCAAGUUUUUUUCUGUUAGAAAAAAAGGAACCAUAAAAGUCAUGUUUCAUGCCUUGGGAUUUUAUUUUAUUUGUUUUUGUGGGAUCAUGCCUUAGGUUUGUUUCUCUCUAGUUUAUUUAAAUUCACUUUUAUUUUGGCCUGUGAUUUGAUUGUUCCCCUUCCAAAAGAAGUGUUCAAUGUGUCUGUUGGUUUUUCUAA